AAAAUGCUAAAUUGAAUGAAUUAACCAUAUUCACUUAUUUAGACUUUUUAUUUAUCUCUGUCUCUUUCUUUUUCUCUCACCUUCUCUCUCUUUUUCUUUAGCUGCGCCGCAAUCCAUUUCUGCUCUCUUCACUUCAUCAUCGGCCAUUGAUUUCUCACCGUCUGAUUCUUCUCUCUAGGGAAAAAGGAAAACGCAGGUGAAGAAUGGAAUCGGAGGAUGACUUCGAUAUGCACGACGCUAACAACGAAUCUGGAGAAGAUGAUUUCUAUAGUGGCGGUGAAGAUGAUGCCGGAGCUAUGGCUGUUUAUGAUGAUUCAGAUGCCGAUGUUGCUGAUUAUGAGUUCAUCGAUAAUGAUUCUGAUGAUUCCGAUGAUCUUAUCUCUCAUCGACACCAGCAAAAUUAUACCAUUUUAAGUGAAGUAGAUAUUCGUCAGCAUCAAGAGGAUGAUAUCAUGAGGAUAUCCACCGUGCUUUCCAUCUCAAAGGUUGAAGCAAGCAUCCUGUUACGGUACUAUAGUUGGAGCGUUAGUAAAGUACAUGAUGAAUGGUUUGCAGAUGAGGAAAAGGUUCGCAGGUCUGUUGGCUUAUUGGAGAAGCCUGUAGUUCCAUUUCCUGAUGGUAGAGAAAUGACUUGUGGGAUAUGUUUCGAAAACCAUUCUUAUGAUAGGCUGCACGCUGCUGCAUGUGGUCAUCCUUUUUGUAAAUCUUGCUGGGCAGGUUAUAUUAGUACAGCCAUCAAUGAUGGUCCUGGAUGUUUGAUGUUGCGGUGUCCUGAUCCAUCCUGUGCUGCUGUUGUUGGUCAAGAUAUGGUAAAUGCAUUGGCUUCUGUAGAAGACAGACAGAAGUACUUCCGUUAUUUCAUUAGAUCUUAUGUUGAAGACAAUAGAAAGACCAAAUGGUGUCCUGCACCAGGGUGUGAUUAUGCUGUGGAAUUUAUUUUGGGCAGUGGAAGUUAUGAUGUUACUUGUCACUGCUCAUAUAGCUUUUGUUGGAAAUGUGCUGAGGAAGCUCAUCGUCCUGUUGAUUGUGGCACUGUCGCCAAGUGGAUACUGAAAAAUAGUGCAGAGUCUGAAAAUAUGAAUUGGAUAUUGGCUAAUUCUAAGCCUUGUCCAAAAUGCAAGCGCCCAAUUGAGAAGAACCAGGGGUGUAUGCAUAUUACAUGCACACCACCUUGUAAAUUUGAAUUUUGCUGGCUUUGCCUUGGUUCAUGGUCUGAGCAUGGUGAGAGAACUGGUGGUUUUUAUGCUUGCAACCGUUAUGAGACAGCAAAGCAAGAUGGUGUGUAUGAUGAGGCGGAGAAACGAAGAGAGAUGGCUAAAAAUUCUCUAGAGAGAUAUACACACUAUUAUGAACGAUGGGCAACCAACCAAUCGUCUAGGCAAAAGGCACUGGCAGAUCUACAGCAAAUGCAGUCUGUACAUCUUGAGAAGCUGAGUGACAUACAGUGCCAACCUGAGUCACAGUUGAAAUUCAUCACUGAGGCAUGGCUACAGAUAGUAGAAUGUAGGAGAGUUCUCAAAUGGACAUAUGCCUAUGGAUAUUAUUUGCCGGAACAUGAACAUGCUAAAAGACAGUUCUUUGAAUACUUGCAAGGUGAGGCUGAGUCUGGGUUAGAACGACUUCAUCAAUGUGCAGAGAAGGAGCUGCAGGUUUAUCUCAAUGCAGAUGGCCCAUCAAAAGACUUUAACGAGUUUCGGACAAAACUUGCUGGAUUGACAAGUGUGACCCGGAACUACUUUGAGAACUUAGUUCGAGCUUUAGAAAAUGGUUUAUCGGAUGUGGACUCCCGUGGAGCCUGCAGCAGGAUGGGGAAUUCAAAGGGCUUAGGAGGCGGUAGCAGUAGGGGAAGAAGCGGAAAGGGCAAAGGUUCAACCUCUAGACCCAGCAGCUCUAGCAGAAACAUUGACGACUCCGGCCAUUGGUCCUGCGAAUAUUGCACCUUUGCAAACGUCAAGUCAGCCACCACUUGCCUAAUGUGCCAGCAGCGUCGAUAAUUCCAUCGACCACACACCCAGCCCAACCUGCCUAGAUGGACAAUUCAUCUGAUACCCAUGGCAUAGAGCUUUAGAGGAUUGCCAAAAGAUAUCCCACUUCUCUUUUCCAUCUAAAAGUAGCUGUGAUACAUCGCAGACAGCCGUGCUGUGAUAAUGGAGAAGAUGGGGGGUAUGUUUUUAUGUUAUGUGAAUUGUAUAUAGUUUAUACUUGUGUAGGUCCAAAAACCCUUGAACUUGCUUGUAUUCAUAUUAUGUUAUUUCUAGGGUUGUAGCAAAGAACAAAAACAAAAACAAACAAACAAUGGGUUUGGAGAAAAAGCUUUAAGGGUUUAAAGUGGGAACUAGCAAAUGAAAUGGGGGAAGGAUAGGCUGCAUUGUGACCAUUCUGCAAUGAUAAAUAAUUUGUUGUAA
Messenger RNA from Gossypium raimondii (Peruvian cotton), 2405 nucleotides. Its product is annotated as probable E3 ubiquitin-protein ligase ARI8. Lineage: Eukaryota; Viridiplantae; Streptophyta; Magnoliopsida; Malvales; Malvaceae. Gene Ontology annotation, cellular component: ubiquitin ligase complex; cytoplasm. The record is from RefSeq and is a predicted model, not a curated record. Bases 204 to 1994 code for a protein of 596 amino acids. Gene Ontology annotation, biological process: protein polyubiquitination; positive regulation of proteasomal ubiquitin-dependent protein catabolic process; ubiquitin-dependent protein catabolic process. The transcript is spliced from 16 exons. Gene Ontology annotation, molecular function: ubiquitin protein ligase activity; ubiquitin conjugating enzyme binding; zinc ion binding.